AUGCAGUGCCUAAACAAUUCUAUCUUUUAUUAUUUUUUCUCGGUUCUUCAAUUUUACUUUACGAAAAGAGCCAUAAAUGACGACUUUGAUUUGCUUUUUGGACUUCUUGACGGCAGUGCUUCAUUGGCCAAGGAGUCGCUAGUAUACAGCUACGGGAGGAGCUUCAAUGGCUUUGCCGCCAAAUUAUCACCUCCAGAAGUUGAUACAUUCUCAAAAAUGGAGAGAGUGAUCUCAGUGAUCCCAAAUCACAAGCUUCACCUUCAUACCACUCACUCAUGGGAAUUCAUGGAUUUCUCCCCUGGCAAAAUUAGGCCACAGGAAGAAGGCAACAUAGUCAUUGGGUUUCUCGAUUCAGGAAUAUGGCCGGAAUCCGAAAGCUUCAACGAUGAGGGAAUGAGUCCUCCACCGGCCAAAUGGAAGGGGAAAUGCCACAACAUCACCUGCAACAACAAAAUCAUCGGCGCCCGAUACUACAACAGCGAAGGCUUAUACCCCACCACGGAGUUCAAGUCCCCGAGAGACGCCAUCGGACACGGCACCCACACUUCUUCCACAGCCGCCGGCCGGGAGGUCGACGGCGCUAGCUUUCUCGGUCUAGCCAAAGGAACCGCCACCGGAGGGGUCCCAAAUGCCAGAAUCGCUGUUUACAAAGUCUGCUGGGACAUGCUCGGAUGUUCCAACGCCGACAUUCUCGCCGCAUUCGAUGACGCCAUAGCCGACGGCGUCGACAUCUUGUCAAUGUCUCUGGGUUCCGACGACCCGCAACCGUUCUUCGACGACGCGUUGGCUAUCGGAGCUUUCCACGCCAUGAAACGCGGUGUAUUGAGCUCGGCGUCCGCAGGCAACUCUGGCCCUUCGCCGGCCACCGCUUCCAAUUUGGCGCCCUGGAUGUUGACCGUCGCAGCUAGUUCUAUGGAUCGCAAGUUCAUUUCUCAAGUCGUGCUUGGAAAUGGAGAAAUCUACCCGGGCAUCGCGGUUAAUAGCUUCAAGCUCAAUGGAACUUCGUUUCCGUUGGUAUGGGCCGGAGAUGUGGCAAAUUACUCCGGCGGUAAUGGUUUAUUGAACGCCAAGAAUUGCCUGCCGGGCAGUCUGAACUCAAACAAAAUAGCUGGAAAGAUCGUAUUAUGUAACAGUGUACUUGGAGACUACACCGGAGUCGUCAUGGCCAAUGGUUUGGGUGCGAUCGUCUCCUUCCCCAUUCCUUUUCUCAUCGAUAUUGCUUUAUCUUACCCUUUGCCCGCAACUCAAGUCAAGACUGGAGAUGGCGAUGCAAUUCUGGAGUACAUUAGAACAACAGAGAACCCCAUUGGAACCAUACUUGUUGGUGAAACGUGGAAGGAUAUAAUGGCACCUUACGUUGCUUCCUUUUCUUCCAGAGGACCGAACCGUCUCAACCCAGAGAUUCUCAAGCCAGAUAUAACUGCGCCCGGACUCGACAUCCUAGCUGCUUGGUCUCCGGUGGCAUCUCCAUCUGGUUCUCCAUUUGACACAAGGAAGGUGAAGUUCAAUGUAAUCUCUGGCACAUCAAUGUCCUGCCCUCACGCUAGUGCUGUUGCAGCAUACGUCAAGGCUCUCCACCCGAAUUGGUCCCCUGCCGCCAUCAAAUCUGCAAUCAUGACCACAGCCAAUGUAAUGGACCCAAGGAAGAAUGAUGAUCAUGAGUUUGCCUAUGGUGCUGGCCAUAUCAACCCAUUGGCAGUCACGAAUCCUGGACUUGUCUACAAUGCAUCUGAAGCUGAUUACAUUCAUUUCCUCUGCAAGCAAGGCUACAACACCUCUACCUUAAAGCAGAUCACCGGCGAGAGCAAUGCUUCCUGCGAUGGGGUAGUCCCAGGAAGAGCCUGGGAUCUGAACUAUCCAACGUUUGGUGUAGCAGUGGAGGAUGGUCAGUCUGUCAACGCAACUUUCACAAGAACAGUCACAAAUGUUGCCUCCACGAAUUCCACUUAUCGUGUCACUGUGCAAAUGUCGAGUUCUGUCAAUGUGGAAGUUCAUCCCAAGAAAUUGUCUUUCUCGACUGUUGGCGAGAAGAAGACGUUUACAGUGAAAGUCUCUGGCCCAAAGAUGGUCGAGCAACCGAUUCAGUCAGGCACCAUUGUCUGGAAAGAUGGAGUUCAUGUGGUUAGAAGUCCGUUGGUUGUUUAUACAAUCACCACAAAUUCAAUGACCACUUCGCCAUUUAGGCCAACUGAGAGAAUCAGAUUUGGGGCCAAUUCUAUCAAUUGGAACAUGCAUUUCUAG
This is a messenger RNA of Linum tenue, 2241 nucleotides long. The record is from the annotation of a GenBank genome assembly. NCBI's taxonomy places the organism in Eukaryota, Viridiplantae, Streptophyta, Magnoliopsida, Malpighiales, Linaceae.